Molecule: messenger RNA, 869 nt
Organism: Lineus longissimus
Lineage: Eukaryota; Metazoa; Nemertea; Pilidiophora; Heteronemertea; Lineidae
Product: protein MIX23-like
Exons: 5
Coding region: 6-461 (151 amino acids)
Cellular component (GO): mitochondrial intermembrane space; mitochondrion
Source: RefSeq, a predicted model, not a curated record
ACAACAUGGCUGUCGCCGGCUCCGAUCGAAAUUUACCAUGUGACGAUUUUAUGCAAUUCCAGACAAAACUCAAACAGCUCCGUUUAAUAGAUGAUAGGAUUGCAAAUGCUUUGAACAGGACUGUGCCAACUGCUUCUUUUGCUGGGAAUGUGGAUGCAAAGGAGACGUGCAAGGGCUUGUACCAUAAUAUGACAGAGGCAUACGGACAGAGGGAGGCUGCCAUUAAAGUUUGUAUCAAAUCUCAGGAUCAAAUAAUUACGAAACUUAGGGGAGAACGUGAUGCAUUCAGGCAGAAGGAUCAAGAUAAUUUUGAACUAGAAAGGAAACUUAGGGGUGAACAGACCAAGCUUAGAUUAAUGCAGUCAGAAUUACAAGUAGAAGGUAUUCUUAGGAAGAGUUCACUAAAGGUAUACUAUGAAAGGUGCCGGGAUUAUCAUAAGCCAGAUGAGAAUUUAUCCUGACAACCGAGGUCUCUAGUGUUAUUUUUGUAACGAACAUGGAACCGUGGUCACUAAAUAUGAUGUGAUAGACUGAUAGGACUUAUAAUUUUGUGGCAAAAUCUCACAAUUUGGGAUUAUGUAACAUUGCAAAUGUUACAGAUAUAAAGUAUUAUAUGUUUAGUAGAAUGUUCCUGUCAUGCUGCUGGUGGCGUUGGGGAUCCAAGUUCAUCCCUCAUUUAGAAGCACAUUUGGCCUAGAUUUAACUGAAGAUCUAAGGCUUUUCAAAAGUGAACUUUGAACCCUGGGUGUUACUGAUGUAUUGUCAUGGUUCUGUCGGACUUAAAUAAAUAUACCAAGUUUUCUAGUACAUGUCCAUGUAGCCUUGGUUUGAUAUGAAACGUGUGAAAAAUAAAUAUUUUUUACAACUUA